AUGGCAGAAUUCCAGGAUGAGCUGAAUCAAGCAACAACCACUGCACGCAAGAGUCCCACUAUAGCUGCACUUAACACAGAAUUUUUGAAUUUCAAGGCGUUUAUAUGUAGUGGUCUCUCAGUACUUCGUACCGAAAUAGAUACUCUACGCAACAAUGUCGAUCGCCUGGAGAUGCGUUUCCGUAAUAAAAUGCUUCUUGUACAUGGCGUGCCUGAGCAAUCCGGCGAAAAUACGAGGGCUAAGAUAGUUUCCAGCUUAGCUUUGAGAUGUUCUGUACCUUCUCCGACUAUGAACAGCAUAGUUGCUAGUUUCAGGAUGGACAAAGCAAUGAAUAACAGUAGCAAGCCACGACAUAUAGUUGUUAAAUUCGCUGAAACAUCGGUACGGGCCGCUCUUUGGAAAAGUAAGACCAUGCUUAAAGGUACAAAGAUAACUCUUUCAGAGUUCUUAACCAAGACCCGACACGACGUAUUUACGGCUACAAGACAGAGAUUUGGCGUUUCCAAUUGUUGGACACUAGAUGGGACGAUUCACAUCAAGACUCCAAAUGGCAAAAGGCGAAAGUUGGAAUCGAUGACAGAACUUACCGCCUUAGCUUCAGAACAUUAA
This is a messenger RNA of Diatraea saccharalis (sugarcane borer), 609 nucleotides long. NCBI's taxonomy places the organism in Eukaryota, Metazoa, Arthropoda, Insecta, Lepidoptera, Crambidae. The record is from the annotation of a GenBank genome assembly.